GUAGCGAAGGGCUGGAGGCUAACACCGAGCUCCCCCGAGCCUCCCUGGAGCAGGGAGGGCUCCGCUACCUCGGGGGGCCCUCCCCGCGGGCAGAUGAGAACCCCUGCCUGACUGGAUAGUUGUCUGGCCAGCUGUGGGGCCAGCUGCCUGCUCCCCUCUCCAAGGUGACCAAACUCCUUCCCCCUCCCUGUAACUGGCCCAAUGCAUGAGCUACGGCAAUAGAAGCCAGUGUCCAGGCCCUGGGAGCCGAGGCUGGGGCCACCCAAGCACUCCAUCCUCUUGACUCUCCAUAAACGAUUGGACUCAUAACACAGUCCAUACUUGAGAACAUGGGGCUUGGAAUAAGAACAGGAAGGAGAGGACGGAGAAGGUCGGUUUCCCUCUCCUAGAUGCUCUGUAAUUGGAGGAAGAUUCCUGGCAGAGAUGUAGAGAUGCAAGUAGCAGAGAAGACAGGACCGAACCAAACCUGAGCAGAAUGCCUUGGAAUAUUUUAGUGGAUAAACCAAAUGACCAAUCUUCAAGGUGGUCUUCAGAGAGCAACUAUCCUCCCCAGUACUUGGUUCUGAAGCUUGAAAGGCCUGCUAUAGUCCAGAAUAUCACAUUUGGAAAAUACGAGAAAACGCAUGUCUGUAAUUUGAAGAAAUUUAAAGUCUUUGGUGGAAUGAAUGAAGAAAAUAUGACAGAGCUGUUGUCCAGUGGCUUAAAGAAUGAUUAUAACAAAGAAACAUUCACCUUGAAGCAUAAAAUUGAUGAACAGAUGUUUCCUUGUCGAUUCAUCAAAAUAGUUCCACUCUUAUCCUGGGGACCCAGCUUUAACUUUAGCAUCUGGUAUGUUGAACUUAGUGGCAUUGAUGAUCCCGAUGUAGUACAACCUUGUCUCAACUGGUACAGCAAGUACCGUGAACAGGAAGCCAUUCGUCUUUGCCUAAAACACUUUAGACAACACAAUUAUACAGAAGCCUUUGAAUCACUACAAAAGAAAACCAAGAUUGCCCUGGAACAUCCUAUGUUAACAGAUCUGCAUGAUAAACUGGUGUUGAAGGGUGAUUUUGAUGCUUGUGAAGAGCUGAUUGAAAAAGCUGUAAAUGAUGGAUUGUUCAAUCAGUACAUCAGUCAACAGGAAUAUAAGCCACGAUGGAGUCAGAUCAUUCCAAAAAGCACCAAAGGUGAUGGAGAAGAUAACCGACCAGGAAUGAGAGGAGGCCAUCAGAUGGUUAUUGAUGUUCAAACAGAGACCGUUUAUUUGUUUGGUGGCUGGGAUGGAACACAAGAUCUUGCUGACUUCUGGGCGUACAGUGUGAAGGAGAACCAGUGGACAUGUAUCUCUAGAGACACUGAGAAAGAGAAUGGUCCCAGUGCCAGAUCAUGUCAUAAAAUGUGCAUUGACAUUCAACGAAGGCAAAUCUACACAUUGGGCCGUUAUUUGGAUUCCUCUGUGAGGAACAGCAAAUCUCUGAAGAGUGACUUUUAUCGUUAUGACAUUGACACUAACACAUGGAUGUUACUCAGUGAGGAUACUGCUGCUGAUGGAGGGCCGAAAUUGGUGUUUGAUCAUCAGAAAAAUCGUUGCUUAUAUGUAUUUGGUGGCCAGCGAUCGAAGACCUAUUUGAAUGAUUUCUUUAGUUAUGAUGUGGACUCUGAUCAUGUAGACAUAAUAUCAGAUGGCACCAAGAAAGACUCUGGAAUGGUUCCAAUGACAGGAUUCACACAGAGAGCAACCAUUGAUCCAGAACUGAAUGAAAUACAUGUCUUAUCUGGACUCAGCAAGGACAAGGAAAAGAGGGAAGAGAAUGUCAGAAAUUCAUUCUGGAUUUAUGACAUAGUGAGGAAUAGUUGGUCUUGUGUCUAUAAAAAUGAUCAAGCUGCAAAGGAUAAUCCAAGUAAAAGUCUUCAAGAAGAAGAACCCUGUCCAAGAUUUGCCCAUCAGCUUGUAUAUGAUGAGUUACACAAGGUUCAUUACUUAUUUGGUGGGAAUCCAGGAAAAUCUUGCUCCCCAAAAAUGAGAUUAGAUGACUUCUGGUCACUGAAGUUGUGUAGGCCUUCAAAAGAUUACUUACUGAGGCAUUGCAAGUACCUCAUAAGAAAACACAGGUUUGAAGAAAAGGCCCAAAUGGAUCCUCUUAGUGCUCUGAAAUAUUUACAAAACGAUCUUUAUAUAACUGUGGAUCAUUCAGACCCAGAAGAGACAAAAGAGUUUCAGCUCCUUGCUUCAGCUCUAUUCAAAUCUGGUUCAGAUUUUACAACUCUAGGCUUUUCAGAUGUGGAUCAUACCUAUGCUCAAAGAACUCAGCUCUUUGACACCUUAGUAAAUUUCUUUCCUGACAGCAUGACUCCUCCUAAAGGCAACCUGGUGGACCUCAUCACACUGUAACUGACGAGUCACUGGACAGAAAUGGAGACCAGGAAUCUGCUUUCAGUAUUCUGGAUUUCAACUCCACUGACCGACAGGCCGCAGUGACUGAGGACUGCACCAGAAUCCCGAAGGGAUCUUUACCAUCACAAGUUCUAACCCUCUUUCUUCAUACCUGACCUCAGCCCCAUUCUCCUCAUCCCAUUCCUCAGUUAAGUUAAUAAUAAAGUGAAAUUGGUAUACUUUCCAUUUAAAUAUAUAUAUAUUUUU
Molecule: messenger RNA, 2620 nt
Organism: Myotis davidii
Lineage: Eukaryota; Metazoa; Chordata; Mammalia; Chiroptera; Vespertilionidae
Gene: MKLN1
Product: muskelin 1
Exons: 20
Coding region: 476-2371 (631 amino acids)
Cellular component (GO): cytoplasm
Molecular function (GO): protein binding
Source: RefSeq, a predicted model, not a curated record